Molecule: messenger RNA, 642 nt
Organism: Aureobasidium namibiae CBS 147.97
Lineage: Eukaryota; Fungi; Ascomycota; Dothideomycetes; Dothideales; Saccotheciaceae
Exons: 1
Source: RefSeq, a predicted model, not a curated record
GUCGGCGUCGUGACAGGCGUAGCCCAAGGCGUUUCCCACCAACAAAAAGAAAACGAAAAAGCCGCCAACGCAAACCCGGAAUCACGGACGACAAAAUUUUACAUCGAUGUGGUGAUAGAGGAUGAAGGAUCACGGUCACGAGGACGAGGAGAAGUCCUUCACGACAGCAUCGUCGUUGUCCGCGACGACAAACUCUGGAUCGAAGCCAAGAAUCGGGCGACGGGGUUGCCCAGACGCGAGGACUCGCAUCCCUUUACGGGGUUCUAUCUCAUGUACCCGGAUGAGGAUCGUUCUCCGGCUGAACGGGGUCUGGUGACGACCAUUCAGAAAGAUCCACCCAUGCUCAAUUGGAUCUACGUGGACAAUGACACUUUUGAGCUCAAGUAUGCCAACCGCACGGGCAGUAUUGCACAUAAAGUUGGGCCUUACGACUGGACGGACGAGUUCAAUGAUUCGAGUAUCACGCUGGAUGAUUUUGAGGGCUUCUUGGCUGUGGAAGAGGAAAUGUAUAGAAAUGAGCAAGGGCAUCCGAGAUGGGCGUUGUAUUACGACAAGAACGAUGAUGGUUUGAAAGGUCGUAAGAAGGGUAGAAGGACCAUGGAAGUCAGUCUGAAGAGGAGGAUGGUGGAAAAUCAGGAGAAG